UACAGAUAAUGCGUUGGCACUCAAAAACUGAACUUGAAAAUUACCAAAGGCAGUCAAAGAUCAAGACGAUAAAGGGUGGAGGAUCCGCAAGUGAUGCCGUCCAACAAGGUGAGGUUUCAUCCAGCAAGCCUACUAUUCUAACUAAUGAGGUUUUUGGGCCACUCUUACUUGAGGCUUUAGAAGGCUUUCUGUUUGUUGUGAAUCCGGAAGGCAAAGUUGAGUUUUGUACUGAGAAUAUCACUCAGUUCAUAAAAUAUCGUCGUGAAGAGGUGCUUGGCCAGCCGGUGUACAAUAUAAUACACCACGGCGACCACGCUAGGUUUUCGUCUUGGCUCUUGCCUAUGAGCUGGUCCAACGACUAUCAUCCACCAAGACCUAGAACAUUUAACUGCCGUUUCCUCAUCAAACCUCCUCCAGAUACGACUGUGGAAGAAAAGCAACAAAGACCGUCCAAGUAUGAGAAUAUGCAGAUUUCCUCCACACAACUUCCCCAAAGUAGUGGAGUAGACAAAGACGACGAUGGUAGCAGCGAGUCCGGACCUUGCUUGAUGUGUGUGGCUAGAAGAAUUCCACCAAAUGAAAAGCCUACGGGUUCACCUAUUGAGCAAUUCACAAUGAAACUGACUACCUCUGGAAGGAUUAUAAAUGUAGAUAAUACCGGCGUUUCUGCUCCUUAUUCACAAUACAUCAGUAAGGAUUUAAUGAACAGAAAUUUAGAAGAACUAGUUCAAAGCAGCGACGUUCCCAAAGUUCUAUCUAAUAUUAAAGAAGCGUUGACUACAGGACAAAGUUCAACGGCUAUUUACAAACUUCUUAUUGCCCCUGCCCCUGAAAACUUUCUUCACGUUCAAACUAAAUUUAAGCUGUUUAAAUCAGCCAAUCGCCAGAUGGAGAAUGACUUCCUAAUGGCUACCCAUUCAAUAUUUGGAGAUAUUGAUAUCAAUAUCAAUAUGGGAUCACCUGCUGGCAGCAGCAGUCAGGCCAUCGGUGGCAGUAACAAUACUAACCAAAACCAACACCAACACCAACACCAACAACAGCAGCAGCAGCAACAGCAGCAGCAACAAAGCACUUCAACCAGCGGAGUUGGGGGCCCUCUUAUUGCUAGUGUUAACGGAGCCAAUAACAGAGACCUGAGUAACACUAUCACUUUAAACAAUAGCUCUGCCUUCCAUUCGGUCACUCUCAACUCGACCGAUCUGGAUUUCAAUUUUGACAUUUUUCCGAGUUCUUCGACUUGGGAUCUUAGCAGUGACGAGAGAGUUUGGGAAAGGCCCGAAUCUCGUCAGAGUUUGACUCCGGUAGAAAGUCCAUUAUAUUCCAACCCACCUGCUCAAUCCCCUGCCACCACUCCAUUUUCAACUCCAUACGCUUUCUCACCGAUUCAGGAGACAACUCAGGAAGAACCCCCGGAGGAAGAUUCCGGAAGACUAAGAAACCUCCUGAUGACCAAGAGGCCAUCUACGGAAUCGGAUGAUGGCGGUGGAGGCAACAUUGCUCAACGUAAUAGACACAGAAUAUUAAAAAAUCUUCUGAACCAGGAAGAUGAAGAAUCGCAACCCCAAGAUUCGAAACCGCCCAAUAAUAUGUUAUUGAAGUUGUUAAACACCCAAAGCGAUGACGAUGAUGUUGAGGCUAGGGCUGGCCUGAAGAAGCAGAACGAGCUUCUGCAUCAGCUGCUAAAAGAUGAGGAUAAUAACCAUGAGAACCAGCAGAGCGGUGAUGAUGGUCUCCUUAAAAGCCUUGGGUUCCGUGGAGAAACCAGCGAGGAAAGCAGAGGAGGAAGGAAGCGCCCAUCUUCAGAUGAAAGCGAAGACCAACCUGGCCCAAAAAGAUCUUCCUCAUCCCUUCUGGAUGCCGUACCUCCCCCAACACCCUCGGCGCCGUCCGCUGCGUCAGGUAAAUCGAGGCUUUGGGAGAAGAACCAAAUGCUUGCUUCUCUAUUGGCCAAGCGCCCGACUACUCCGGCAUCGAUUCCGCCUAUUCCAGCUUCUGUCAUCUCCGCUACACCGCAGGAUAAACUGCAACGUCUUGUUAAACACCCGCAAACAACCGGCUGGUCCGGCGGUAGCGUCCACACCGCUGCGGCGUCGCCCGGCCAUAGCAGGCAAGGCAGGAGCCCUGGUUAUAACUCCGCAGCCCACAUGUGGGACUCUGCGUCAUCCGAUCCCGUACUCUCGGACAUCCUCGAUCAAGUCAUCGAGAUAGUACCAGAUGUUAACACAGAUGCGCCAGCUCUGAUGAAUAUGAUCAACUCGUUGGAAGCUGAGACUCAGCAGUCUGUUCAACAACAGUUCGUAUCUCAAACAGAUUUGAAUGAAAAGAUGGCGAUUAGCGCUAUACAAAAGUCUUUAAUGCUCUGCGAAUCGGCGGUUAAAGGGCCUUCUUAUCAAGGAACGAUGUCGCAGGGGUCUCCAGGACCACAACCCCAGCCUCAACAGCAACCACAACCACAACAGCAACCUCAGCCGCAGCAGCAACAAUUUCACCCUCCUCCGAUGUAUCAGCAAAGGCAGAGGUUUCCUAUCCAGCAGCAGCAACAGAUUCGAAGCCAGUUCCCCCUCAGUCCAAUGAUUAUGGCUCAGAGGAGUAAAAUGCAACAGCAGCAGCAGAUGCAACAAAAGCAGCGAUUACUCCACAUGCAGCAACAACAACAGCUUGUUAUUCCGUCGAAUGCGACUGCCUCAAAUAAUGACCCCGCACUCCAUAAUAUUGAUAGCCUUAUCAAUAAUACCGUUGCUCCGAACGUGUCGCUCCAGAGAUCGAGCAGCGUUCCUGAUUCCCAGCUUUCCCCAGUGGGCAAUUACCCAGGCAUGGGAUCCGUUCCCUCACCAGGCCAAAGAAGGCCUUUCUCACCUGUGAACGGUGGAAUGACCAAUUUCUCCAAUAGCGGCGGAGGGGGGCCAUCUUCUGGCAGCGGCCCUCAGGCGAGGCUCUCUCCUAGUUCUAUAACGGGCUACCAACAGCAACCUCAGCUGUCUCCAAGGCUCUCUCAGGGCCAACAAGGUUAUGGCGGUGGUGGUGCUAGCUGGCCUCAGCAGAAUUCACGGCUAUCCUUGCAGCAGCAGGAGAACCCGGUCCUCAAUGCUCAAUUGACAAGCGGAGGACGAGGGUACGCAAGGGCUACCACAGCAGGUUUACCUCCCGUAAGAUCGCUCGCUGGCCCUCAGCGGUUCCCCACAGGUGCUGACCAGCAGGCCAGUUCUUCCUCGUACCAAUUUCGGCUGCAGCGCCAGGUGUCAGCACCUCAGCCUCAGCAGUCGUCGCCGAAUGCCCAGUUACCAGGUGGCACAAGGGUGGGUUAUGGAGGCAGCUUAGGUUCGCCACCUCUCUGCCACCACCCACCGCCGGGAGCGUACCAAGACCAGCAAUACUGUUAUACGGACCAAGCUUAUCCCCCUCGUUUACUUCUCCAUUCCCAUGGAGGUAAUAACGGUGUCACCGAGUACGUAAGACAAGAGCUGCGUGCGAUGGUCGGCGCCAGAACCAGUGGAAGUGGGCGUCCUCAGGUUCCCGGCUCUCUUCCCCUACCUACGCCUGCGGUUGACCUCGAUUCUCUACCAUACGAUAUGCAAUCUCAGGGAGUAAAUGACAGUCCAAAGAUGUGGGGUGGAAUGAAUGAAAUGGGCACAGGUUCACCGCAGCCGGCUCAACAACAUUCCUCCAGGAGUACCAUGGAUGAAGUGCCGAGAUCGAACGACCAAAAAUCAUCAUUGUUACAAAAACUUUUGUCAGAGUAA
Molecule: messenger RNA, 3740 nt
Organism: Nezara viridula (southern green stink bug)
Lineage: Eukaryota; Metazoa; Arthropoda; Insecta; Hemiptera; Pentatomidae
Source: the annotation of a GenBank genome assembly